CAGAAGAUUGACGUACAAGACGAGACCCAUUGGAAGCAAUCCUUUUGAGACAGAUAGAUCUUCAAACAGCAAAGAUGAUGCCAUUCUGUACCGUCGUGGAAAAGUGCAAUGGUGUGGUGGUGGGAGCUAAGCUGUCUUGCAGUGUUAAGGAGGAGAACAAGGCUCAGAGGGAGAGCUACAGUGCUGAUUGGCACAGUGUUAGACUCAACACUCAACCUGAGGACAGGCAGACAAUGAACAUGAAAGACGACUCUCGCAGGGAGACUAUGUCUCGACUGUGGAACGCCCGUUCUCUGGUACAGACCUGCCCCUCUGGUGUCUUCAGAGUGGGCACUAUGGAAAGAGGGGUGAGGGAGCACCAGCUGCUGCCAAAGAGAAACACCCUCCCCUUGCCCAUCUUCGUCCCCGCAGAGCUGGGUGUCAGGCUCGGUCGUGGAGCACCACACACCGAGGAGGACCUGCGGCCUUUCCCCACCCCAGACGGAGCCUGUCCAAGCAAGAGGACAGUGGACGACAUCACAAGAGACCUGCCCCCAGUCAAGCCGACCCUCAUGGAGUUCUCCAAAGCACCCAAAGCUCUGGGUCGCUCCAUGUCCCAGGAGGCCCAGAGAGGGUGAAAAACGAAAGGACAAAGAGAGAAAGAGGGGAUGUUAGGGAGAAAAAUAACAGAUGGGGGAGGAUAGUCGUGUCAGAAAAGAGCUUGACAAGAUGUAUAUGCAUUUAUCCCUAGUGACAUUUAUCAUAAAUCCUACCUACUGUAGAUCUUUAGCACUAUCUGUGGUAAG
Scomber japonicus (chub mackerel) is the source of this 785-nucleotide messenger RNA. It is a transcript of the gene tcap, whose product is annotated as titin-cap (telethonin). Gene Ontology annotation, biological process: cardiac myofibril assembly; sarcomerogenesis; skeletal muscle contraction. The coding region runs from base 75 to 617 and encodes 180 amino acids. The record is from RefSeq and is a predicted model, not a curated record. Gene Ontology annotation, molecular function: titin binding; protein-macromolecule adaptor activity; titin Z domain binding. Gene Ontology annotation, cellular component: Z disc. The transcript is spliced from 2 exons. NCBI's taxonomy places the organism in Eukaryota, Metazoa, Chordata, Actinopteri, Scombriformes, Scombridae.